Molecule: messenger RNA, 740 nt
Organism: Hippocampus zosterae (dwarf seahorse)
Lineage: Eukaryota; Metazoa; Chordata; Actinopteri; Syngnathiformes; Syngnathidae
Gene: hspb7
Product: heat shock protein family, member 7 (cardiovascular)
Exons: 3
Coding region: 165-632 (155 amino acids)
Biological process (GO): heart development
Cellular component (GO): cytoplasm; nucleus
Source: RefSeq, a predicted model, not a curated record
UUGACCUCAUCGAACACAAGUCAAGAUUGAUUAUGAGAAGAUCAAAGUAGAGACCAAAGACAUAAAGUUUUGUCUUGUCGCAUUUAGUUGGAAAGUGUGGAAGAAGAAGUGAGCCCCUCUGCCUUCUCCCUUCCCUCCGCCUCCUCAAGCAACCUCUGCCAUCCAUGAGUGCGAGCAACUCUUCUGCCUAUCGAUCGGAGCGGAGUUUCCAUCAGACGUCGUCCUCGUCUUCCUCCAGCAAUCCGUACAUGGAGAAGAGUCACGGGAUGUUUUCCGAGGACUUUAGCCCCUUCAUGAGGUCUGGGGGUGACACCUUGGGCUUUUCCAGCGGAAGUGGCAAGAUCAAAGCGCUCGGGGACUCGUACCAGUUCACAGUGGACGUUCGGGACUUCUCCCCUGAAGAUGUCAUCGUCACCACGUCCAACAACCAAAUUGAAGUCCGCGCGGAAAAGUUGGCCCAGGACGGUUCCGUGAUGAACACAUUCACCCAUAAGUGUCAGCUACCCGAGGACGUCGACCCCACCUCUGUGACGUCAUCUCUUGGAGCCGAGGGGACGCUCACGGUCCGGGCACGGCGACAUCCGGCCAAACACGAGCACGCAGAGACCUUCCGCACCGAAAUUAAGAUUUAGGCGAGGAUCCACAGAGAUACACACCAUUCUAUAAUGCACUAGGAAUUAAUUCUUGUCAUGUGUUAUAAUAUGAUAUUAUCAGUUGUGUGAAUAAAAGUCUCACACUUU